AUAGAUGUCCUCAACAAUGGACAUGCUUCGGCUUUCUUUUCUUUUAUUAUAAUAAACAAUAGGGGGCUUUUUUUUUGGUAUUCUAUAUGUAUACUUAUUUAUGGUGAAAAUCACAUUAAGAGAUGUAACUGUAAAGUAUCCAUUCUUUGUCAGCCUAGCUUCCAAACUUUAAAUGGCAAUAUGUUGAAUGUAAGCUUAGAUGGUUUAACUGGUUAUGGCCAAAUAAUAUCAUCUGCUUACGAAACAGUCGCUACUUCCUAUAACAAUUAUUAUGUUAAGGGUUUUUGAGAACAUAGUUAUCAACUAUUGUAUAAAUGUCCUUACAAAGUAUUUCAGAAAACUUGAAAAAUUAGGACUAUCAAGCAAGAUUGUCUACAAUCAUUUACUGCUUUCUAAAUGGGGAGAAUAUAUGCUUCCUGAAAAUGUAAACACGCUCCCAAAUCUCCUACAAUUUUUAAACAGUGAUGUCGUUCAAAUUAGAAAUCAAUUAUCAGUAAUAUAUAUUUCUAGAGAUAUACUCACUAAAGAUCCUUCUGUAAUUCUUCCUUUGCUGAGACACAUACUAACUUACUAUGAAACUAUAUAUCAAGAGCAUGCUUCACAACACGAACAUCAAGAACAGAGACCCAAUAAUAUAAUAGUUCCAGGGAGGAACAAAAAAGAAAAACUUCACGAACUUCAUGCUCUUUUGUCACUGGAUUACAUCUAAUAUGUUUACUUGUACUACAAUAAAUAUCAAUUCACUCUUAAAAGGUUUUAAAAGCUGUACACAUAACAUCUACUUUGUAUCUAUUUUCAAUACUUUAUUGUUCUAUUAUAUGCAGAAAUCGAUGAAAUAAACAAAA
This is a messenger RNA of Cokeromyces recurvatus, 845 nucleotides long. RefSeq lists its product as uncharacterized. Lineage: Eukaryota; Fungi; Mucoromycota; Mucoromycetes; Mucorales; Mucoraceae. The transcript is spliced from 4 exons. The record is from RefSeq and is a predicted model, not a curated record. The coding region runs from base 272 to 709 and encodes 145 amino acids.